AUGCUAAUCCCUGUCCGCUGCUAUUCCUGCGGGAAGGUGAUUGGGCAUCUCUACGAGACGUACCAGCAGCUGCUCAGCGAGGACUACACCGAGGCGGAGGCCCUCAACGCGCUGCACCUCGACCGCAUCUGCUGCCGCCGCAUGAUUCUGUCGCACAUCGACCUCAUCGACGACCUGCUCCCGUACAGCGUGCCCGUGGUGGGGACAGCACCGCUCGUCAACCCGCUCCAGACACCAACGCCGCACCGCAGGUGA
Trypanosoma grayi is the source of this 255-nucleotide messenger RNA. Its product is annotated as DNA-directed RNA polymerase subunit. The record is from RefSeq and is a predicted model, not a curated record. Gene Ontology annotation, cellular component: RNA polymerase III complex; RNA polymerase II, core complex; RNA polymerase I complex. Bases 1 to 255 code for a protein of 84 amino acids. The transcript has a single exon. Gene Ontology annotation, molecular function: DNA-directed RNA polymerase activity; DNA binding; zinc ion binding. NCBI's taxonomy places the organism in Eukaryota, Euglenozoa, Kinetoplastea, Trypanosomatida, Trypanosomatidae. Gene Ontology annotation, biological process: transcription by RNA polymerase I; transcription by RNA polymerase II; tRNA transcription by RNA polymerase III.